This is a messenger RNA of Camellia sinensis, 762 nucleotides long. RefSeq lists its product as uncharacterized. Lineage: Eukaryota; Viridiplantae; Streptophyta; Magnoliopsida; Ericales; Theaceae. The record is from RefSeq and is a predicted model, not a curated record.
GAGAGAGAGAGAGAGAGAGAGAGAGUUGUUCUAAAGGGAGAGAAGAGAUGCUGGGAAGGGUGAGACCACCUUCGUCUAGUUCGCUGGAGAGGCCACCUUCGAAGAUCAUCAAAGAUGAUUCUCUCUCCAUCUAUGUUUCACUUUGAUGUAGAGGCUACACUUGUGAAGCUUAGACACGGUUCUCGAUGUAACCCAGUCUCACCCUCAGAUCAGGCAAUGAAAAUAGAUGUCAGCUGCGAUUUUGCAAGCAAUUCACCCUAUGAUGAUGAGGCAAUGACAGAAGAUACAAAUUGCUCUUCCAACAGCAUUUCAUCAAAUUGUAGUGAUUAUCGGCCUAUGGGCAUCUUGAAAGAGCAACAGAACAAAAUGAGGUCUGUUACUUACCUGUUUGCCAGAUAUAGGAGUUCUCAACACACUCUAAGCUUGCCUGCUGAGGCAGUUAUGGUAGAGAAUAAGUGUUGUUCAGCCAGUAGUUCACUGAGUGCAAAGACUGCGGAUAGAUGGAGUGAUACAACAGGACUACAAUUGCAACAGGAAUGUGUAGAUUCUGUCCCUGCUUUUCAAAUGUUAGAUAAGAUUUGAAUAUUGGGUAAAAUACCCUUGCUAGUGAACUAAUAAUAGAGGGGUUACUGGUUUGAUUGCGCAGUUUGUUCCUGCUGUUUGUGAUCUUUGUUUGUGUAGAAGAAAAACACAUAAUUGCUGUUGUAUGCACAUAAAUAUAUAUAUUUUUUUAUUUAUAAAAGUAAUCAUUUAUUCAAUGAA